CACCUUAAAAUUCCAGAGAACCCCACCUUCCGCAGAUGCUAACGUCUUCAUCUCUAACUCUAAGCUCCCAAAAAAAAACCUGAGGGGUUAAAAAAAAAAAACUCAAAAGCAUAAGCUGCUGCAAUACCACUCUCCUCCGCCAUGGAGAGCGCCCCCACCAUUUUCAGCCGACCACCGCCUCCCUUCCCUGCACCGCCCCGCAGCGUCGAUUUGUCCCCGCUUGAAUUCGUCCUCGCUCUCGUCGCCGUGGUCACCAUCCCCGCCUUGGUCUACACCUUCUUCUUCGCCGUGAAGUGCCCUCCCAACCCUUUUCGACGACGCCACAGGAGCUUCUCCGGGAGACUCUCCAGCGACAACGAUGGGAAUAUCAGCAGCAGAGAGGUGGUUUCGGAUGUGAAGUUUGAGAAGGAAACCCAUGUCAAAGACAUUGAAGGUGAGUGUCCAGUGUGUUUGUCGGUCUUUGCCGAUGGCGAAGAAGUGAAGCAGCUGAGCGUCUGCAAACACUCUUUCCAUGCUCCUUGCAUCGAUUUGUGGCUCAAUUCUCAUUCUAAUUGUCCGGUUUGUCGUGCUUCUAUCGCCGUUAAGCGUCCUAAAGUCACAGCCUCGGCCAGAGAUGAAGAUAAUCAGCAAGGUUUGCCGGAUGCCUCUGCCUUGGUUUGACAGUAUUUACCCAGAUUAUUCUUGGUCUUCCUCUUUUUCUUCAUCUUCUUUAUUUGUUUUCUUCUUUUGGAAAAGUGAGUGCUUUUUUUGUUUGGCGAGAAGGCAGUUAACUUUUUUGCUUUUUCACCACUUCACCAACAAAAAAAAAAUGUAGUUUAUAGUGUUGGAAUUAUGAGAGGCUUCGAGCACCAAGAAGAUGGGGGAAUUCAAGGCAGGCAAUUAAUUAGGGUUACAGAUGUCUGACAUUCUGUUUUGAUCGAUCCUGAAUCAUUUCUGUUCUAACACUGAGAAAUAACAAGUUUGAAGCCCUUUACAUCAAGAUAGCUGGACAGAGAAUCAAAUAUAUUUGAUCAGUGGGAAAUCCAAAAAAAAAAAGAAGAAGAAGAAGAAGACAGGGCACUAAAGCUUUAUUAAUGUCGUAAACAGGGUACUUCAGAUCGAUAAAGAACAAAAACUGCCAUUAAUGCUGAGGAUGCUGAGAAAUGGAAGAGAAGGAAGCGUGUGCAAAUCCCAUAGUUAUGGAACUCGGAGAAAUCCCAGCUCUAAAAUCUCAUCCAAGUGUCAGAAAUAUCUCCAUAUGGAUCUCAAGUUUCAUGUUCACCAUUAAUUAUGGAUGCUUGUAAAUUGCAGUGACACGUUACUGGGAAAGAGCCAAAUCAGUUUCUGGACUCUUUUGCCACUUCUUUUUGUCCUACUUUUCCACCCCACUUGAAUAAAUGGAGAACAUCUGCAAAGUGGCAUUAAUAUUCA
Molecule: messenger RNA, 1410 nt
Organism: Carya illinoinensis
Lineage: Eukaryota; Viridiplantae; Streptophyta; Magnoliopsida; Fagales; Juglandaceae
Product: RING-H2 finger protein ATL33
Exons: 1
Coding region: 142-660 (172 amino acids)
Biological process (GO): protein ubiquitination
Source: RefSeq, a predicted model, not a curated record